GGCACACUUUGACCCGGAAACACUAGGGCGUAUCCAUGUGCGUCUCAUGCACGUAUUUUCUAUACAGCUCUUCGUUAUAUUUAUAUUUCAGCAUCACCUCCGAUUUCAUUUGUAAUUCACUAGAACUUCACCAACAAUGUCGUUUAAAGAUAUCAACGCAGACGACGACGACGCUCAGCCCACUGAAAUGGAGAGCUUGUGUAUGAACUGUUAUGAGAAUGGAAACACUCGUCUUCUCCUAACCAAAAUCCCCUUCUUUAGGGAAAUCAUCAUCAGUUCCUUCUCAUGUCCACACUGUCACUGGACCAAUACAGAAAUCCAGUCUGCAGGGAGAAUCCAGGAGCAGGGAGUCUGCUGUUCAGUCCACAUAAAGACUAAAGAGGAUAUGAACCGUCAGGUCGUGAGGACAGACAGUGCCACUACUCGAAUUCCUGAGCUGGACUUUGAAAUCAGUGCAUUCAAACAAAAGGGCUCACUGUCCACCAUUGAGGGACUCCUUGACCGAGCAGUAGCAGGAUUAGAACAAGAUCAACCAACACGACGGGCCACUGAACCAGAAGUAGCAGAAAAAAUAGGCCAAUUUAUUCAGAGACUGAAAAAGCUGAAAGAUGUUGAAGAAGAAUUCACACUGAUCAUUGAUGAUCCUUCAGGGAACAGUUUCAUCGAGAAUCCAUUUGCACCGCAGAAAGACCAAGCUCUCACUGUAUCUUUUUACAAAAGGACACCUGAACAAAACGCAGCCCUUGGGGUAGAGGAAAGUGAACCAGAGGAAGAGGAGAAAGCUGGCAAUAAUCUGGACACAAUGAGGAACGAAGUCCUGGUGUUCAACACCAACUGCCCAGAAUGCAAUGCUCCUGCCUCAACAAACAUGAAACUUGUCCAAAUUCCACAUUUCAAAGAAGUUAUCAUCAUGGCCACGAACUGUGACAGCUGUGGACAUCGAACUAAUGAGGUGAAAUCAGGUGGUGCCACAGAGGAGCUAGGAACCAGAAUCACACUCCACCUCACUGACCCGUCAGACAUGUCGCGAGACCUGCUAAAGUCAGAGACUUGCAGUGUGCUGAUUCCAGAGCUGGAGUUUGAACUGGGUAUGGCGGCAUUAGGAGGAAAAUUCACCACUUUGGAAGGGCUCCUUAAGGACAUCAAGGAACUAAUCGUCAUGAAAAACCCCUUUGUUUGUGGAGACAGUGCCAUCUCUGACACAUAUGAGAAACUGGAGCGUUUUGGGGAAAAAAUCGACAAGAUUAUGUCAGGAGAAAUGGAUGUCCACAUCAUCCUCGAUGAUCCAACAGGAAACAGUUACCUGCAGAACAUUUAUGCUCCAGACCCUGAUCCUGAGAUGAAGACUGAAAAGUAUGUGAGAACAUUUGAGCAGAAUGAAGACCUGGGACUGAAUGACAUGAAAACUGAGGGCUACAAUGAGGCUGAGAACUGAGGCUGAUUAUAAAACCUGAAGGCAGGAGUCUAAAUUAGUUAAAGCUAUUUUUUUUAUUCAGUAUGGAGUCAAGAUGCCAAGUGGAGUAAAAAGUAGGAAGAUGAGCUCAUGUGAAAUGCCCUAGCUAGUCUUGCUCUUAUACUGAAGAACAGUUUUGUUUUGGUAUUUGUCUAAACUGCCCUCUGGUGGGCAUUAAUUCGAUUAUAUCCACCAAGCUGUAAUGAAAUUAAGUGUAAAUAUAUAAAUGAAAAAAAUGCUUAUUAUUUAAACAGCACUUAAUUUGUUGUUAGUGUCGCUUCAUGCAAUGAUUUCCUUUACAUCCAGGAAACGACUAACUGUACAUUGUGUUUGUACAAUAAAAUGAUGUGUUAUGGUG
Messenger RNA from Tachysurus fulvidraco (yellow catfish), 1811 nucleotides. It is a transcript of the gene zpr1, whose product is annotated as ZPR1 zinc finger. The transcript has 13 exons. The record is from RefSeq and is a predicted model, not a curated record. Lineage: Eukaryota; Metazoa; Chordata; Actinopteri; Siluriformes; Bagridae. The coding region runs from base 137 to 1435 and encodes 432 amino acids. Gene Ontology annotation, molecular function: zinc ion binding. Gene Ontology annotation, cellular component: cytoplasm; nucleus.